AUGCCUUCAAAAGACCGUGACGUCGACUUGGACUCUGUCGCCGACGAGGGCCACCGCGACAGGACCCGACACUCCAAGUCGGAACGGAGCAAAACAGAUCGAGACAGGGACAAGGACAAGGACAAGGACCGUCAACGCGAACGUCGUCACCACCGAUCUUCCAGGUCCUCGGCUUCGCGCAGUAAGCUUGGCACAGAUGACAGUGAGGCCUCUACCAGGCGGCAUCGCGACAAGGAUCGAGACAGAGAUCGUAAAAGAGACGAGGACAAAGACAAAGCUGACAACGAGCCCCGAGAGACAAACGGUUCCGCCAGCGAUAUAACCGCAGAAGCCUUCACCCUCGACAGGCCACGCAUCUCUAUGCCCUACCCAAGCUUCAGCAAGGCACACUGCAAGGAAGCUGUCAUGAGCCGUGACGACUUGGGUGGCCGACAAAAGUCGAGCCUUUCAAACCCCCCAACCCCUGAACCCACCGACAUUGGCGAGAAGGACAGGAGGUCAAGGUCCGCAGAACUGCACAGAACAUCGUCCACCGCCGACAGAGGCUCCAGACCACCCACCCCUCCCGAGACCGAUGUCUCUGCAGACAAGAGGAGGGCUGCUGAUGAUAUCAAGGGCCCUAGCGGUGGUCGCUCCAGGUCUACAGCCUCUGCCCUUCCCAGAUCCGCAUCCCACAACGAUGAUCGAUCCAAAAUCAGCAGAAAAUCUGCUUCGUCCAGCCAAGCUACCUACAUCAAAACACGCGAGCACAAAACACGCGAGCACAAAUCACGCGAGCACAAAUCACGCGAGCACAAAUCACACGAGCACAAAUCACACGAGAAACUUCGUUCCUCUGGCUCCGUGAGGUCAAGUUCGUCACGCCAUUCUACGAGGAGAUCGGACUCUACUAGGUCUAGUUCCCAGAGGGUAGGGUCUCGAGACGAUGGAUCCUCGCCGUCGAGCGUCCCAGAUUCCUCCCCGCAAACGCCAACCCAGUCUGCAAGGUUUCCCUCCCAUAUGUGCGACGAUGGCAAGCACCCAGCUUCAACCGACCUUGUGGACAGCGAACCGGCCUUCUCAUCAAAGACGGCGACGCCAGCUUCCAUGCCCGGCCCUCCUCCUCCGCCACCUCCUCCGCCCCCAGCAAUCGAUAUCCACGACAUCCCUCGGGUCGACUAUCUGCUACAAAAUGGCGGUCUGCCCUACCCCGUCCCUCGACACUUUUUAUCAGUUUUGCCCCUUCAGAACACAUCUCGAACAUCGAACCCCCCUUUGACUGGAUCCGACGUAUUGUUUGCGCCGUUUCUCAACCUACUUGACCAAUACUCCAACGUUUUGGUCAAGCAAGGCUCCAUCGCAGUCGCAACGGGCCACCGAUCGGUCGCUCGCCGUUUGUUGGACAGGUUGGAAAAUGUCUUCUCACGGGACUUGCCGCCGCACGGCUGCGCAUGCGUCAUGUGCGAUCGAUCUCAUGAGAUACACAAGGGGCUUACAUGGGGUGAUGUGCUGGAAUGGGUCAGUGGGCGCAUUGAACUGCCAGACUGGCCGCCGUUUGACCUAGCUGAGAUCGGAACCAAAGCCGCCGAGAUCUCGGCAGAGGCGCCGCCACGGCCUGCAUCGCCCGUGAAAAUGGAUCCGGACAUCGCAGAAGAGUUCAGAGAACACUACCUUCGGCAGUCAAAGAAGGUCAGGUCGGCGGUGGAUAGGUGGCUGAACAAUACGAGCGAAACUCCGGCGCCACCCCCCCAAGACGUGGAUGAUGAGACGCUUGCAUUUGCCAUUCUGACAAACAUGGACGUUGGUGACCGCCCAUUCUUCAACGCUCUGCUUUCUGGAUCCCGGGAAUUGAAGCCAUCGACAAGAGCGCCUACGCCAGUCCACAGGCCCCGGAACGACUUCAUCGUCAAGUCCGGCCUGUCCCUUCAACGCCUGUAUCGUCUGCCGCAGGUCCCCCGAGAUGCCGAAGCCGCCAGCUACUUGGUCAAGAACCCUCACACGCACGAUUUGCUCGUCACUAUUUCAAGUAUUAAUAACGCGGAGUGGGAGAUUUUAACUUCUGGCCGGUUCGACGGCUUCCUCUGGUCAGGGGCGGAUGCAGAUGACAUGCCUGCCGGGCUUGAAUCUCGUGCUGAAACGCCGGCAAGCGGCUUUUUUGGCUCCCGAUGCUCAGCGAGCCCGCAACCCAGAGGGCCAUCAGCCACGGGAUCCAGGACUACGACCCCAUUCUCGCCAUACUCUCGCGGCGCGACGCCUGCAUCUUUUGUUAGCUUGGCAUCUUCUGGGGUCCAGGGAAGUAACAGACAGCCCGUGUCAAAUGACGAAGAAAUGGAAAUGGCAGCUAUUGCUGAGAUCGAACGAGAGAUUUACGCAGGCAUGGAGAGUUUGGAAGACGCGUUUGAAAAACUGCACCAAAAAGCAGAGAUGGUACGAGCAGCUUUGCGGCAGCGAGGAGCCGCCCUCAUGCAGAACUUGCAGAGCCGUCGUCGCAUCGAUGUGCUACCCACCCCUGGAUCCGGCAACUCUCAGCACUCGGGAUACGAGCGGCCGGCAUGGGCUGUCGGCAGUGACGUCGAGGGUGCCAGUGACGAUGACUGGGCCAUGGACGACAUGGACAUCAUGCCUGACGAUUCUGCCAGCAACAUCAGCAGCUCAAGACAUCGACGACCCAAGCGCCGCACCGAGCGUCGCACGCCCGCCCCAAUUGAAGAGGACGAGGAAGAAUGA
This is a messenger RNA of Metarhizium album ARSEF 1941, 2706 nucleotides long. RefSeq lists its product as uncharacterized. Gene Ontology annotation, cellular component: nucleus. The transcript has a single exon. Gene Ontology annotation, molecular function: DNA binding. The record is from RefSeq and is a predicted model, not a curated record. NCBI's taxonomy places the organism in Eukaryota, Fungi, Ascomycota, Sordariomycetes, Hypocreales, Clavicipitaceae. Bases 1 to 2706 code for a protein of 901 amino acids.